GUAUCCGCGGCCACAUCAUUGAUAAUUAUGUUUGUGACUUUGACCCCUGCUAGAGCAUAUAUUAAGCUCAUCUUGCUCUCUAGCGGGUAUCAUUCACCAUGAAGACCGCCGUCGUGCUCGUUGCUCUCUUCGCCAUCUCGCAGGCUGCCCUUGUCAGGCGGGAAGCACCCGAGUUUCCUUCGCUCGAGGAGCUUGUGAAAACGGCCCAGGAAAAUGUCAAGACCUUCACUGACCAGGUUUCCGCGCUCUUCACCCCUGGAGAUGAGCAGAAGGCUGCUUUCGCCAAGGUGGGAGCUACCCUGAGCAACCAGACCGCGAUCUUCACCACGAACCUGCAAAACUUGGUGGACAACCUGAACAACGCCGCUCAGGAUAACCAGGCGCUGAAGGACACCGCCGAGCGGCUCAACUCGACCCUCCGCGGCCUGAUUGGCGAGCAGAACGCCCAGCAGGCCCAGGAGGCCACCGCCGAGCUGUCCACCAAGGUGCAGACCGCCGUCUCCACCGUCGUUGAAGAAGCCUCCAAGAUCGCGAAGAACGUCGAGACCGAGACGGCGCCCAUCAGGGCUGAGGUGCAGCAGGCCACCAAGCAGGCCGUCGACCAGGCUGUCGAGCUCGCCAAGUACUUCCAGGCGCAGAUCCAGAGCGCCAUCUCCGGCAGCACCCCUGCACCCUCUACGUAAAUAAAGCCCCUGACUGUAUUUUACCAUUUAAUAAAUCUGAAAUUUUCCGUG
Cloeon dipterum is the source of this 734-nucleotide messenger RNA. Its product is annotated as apolipophorin-3-like. Gene Ontology annotation, molecular function: lipid binding. The record is from RefSeq and is a predicted model, not a curated record. Bases 99 to 683 code for a protein of 194 amino acids. Gene Ontology annotation, cellular component: extracellular region. Gene Ontology annotation, biological process: lipid transport. The transcript has 3 exons. NCBI's taxonomy places the organism in Eukaryota, Metazoa, Arthropoda, Insecta, Ephemeroptera, Baetidae.